CCAUGAUAUGAUACGAUAGGAUGUGGAGAGCACAUGAACGAUGCUUAGGGAUGGUUCAUGUAAUUUCAGCGACCCGGCGCAUGUAGUGGACGGCAUACUCCUUAAUGAUGACGAAUCUAACGACAUUGAUUCAAAACAUUCUUUCUGCCGUGUUCAGCCUUGGCGCAGGCCAUCGUCCGUCUGUUUCCGACCUUAUGAUUGCCUUCCCAAUUCCCCUUCCUCGUAGCACCAAGAACGGCAGGCUGACUGGACCGACUGACCGUUGGGUACCCUCUCCUUUGAGUGAAAACACAGUAGCAUUGAGAGGCAAACCUUGAUGGAAAAUUUUGGUAUCUUUACGUCCUCACUAGUCUAAUCUUUUUAGUACCGUACC
This is a messenger RNA of Colletotrichum godetiae, 373 nucleotides long. RefSeq lists its product as uncharacterized. The coding region runs from base 105 to 317 and encodes 70 amino acids. The record is from RefSeq and is a predicted model, not a curated record. The transcript has a single exon. NCBI's taxonomy places the organism in Eukaryota, Fungi, Ascomycota, Sordariomycetes, Glomerellales, Glomerellaceae.